Messenger RNA from Stegostoma tigrinum, 5304 nucleotides. RefSeq names its product putative nuclease HARBI1. The transcript has a single exon. NCBI's taxonomy places the organism in Eukaryota, Metazoa, Chordata, Chondrichthyes, Orectolobiformes, Stegostomatidae. The coding region runs from base 606 to 2210 and encodes 534 amino acids. The record is from RefSeq and is a predicted model, not a curated record.
GAGAGGGGGUUGAGGGACAGAGAGAGGGGAGUAAAGAGAAGGGGAUACGGGGAAAAAGAUAGGGAUUAGAGGGAAGGGAUAGAGAGAAGUGGGAGAUAGAGGUACAGAGAGAUGGGGAGGAUAGAGUUGGAGGGACAAAGAGUAAGAGCGGACAGGUAGAGGGGGGAAGUGGGAAGCAGGGACAGAGAAGGUGAUAGAACAAAAGCGGGAUUGAAGCACGUGGAAACAGAGAGAAAGGAGCGGAUAAAGCAAGAGGGUAGGAAAGAGGUGGAGAAAGAGACAAUGACAGGGAAAGAGAUACAGACAGGAACAGAGUGAAAUGGAGAUGAGAGAGUGCCAGUGAGAAAAAGGAUGGAUAGAGAGCAGUGGAGGAUUAGAAGAGAAAUAGGAUAGAAAUAGAGACAACGAAAGAGCUGGGGGAAGAGAGAAAUAGGAGGGGUACAGAGACAGUCAAAUAAAAGGAGAAGGAGGCAAUAGAAAGAGAAAGGUAGAGAAGGAUCAAAAGAGGGGAAGAUAGCCAAGGGUGGGUGGGAAAGAGUGACAAAGAAACAGGGAAAGUGAGAGAGGGAAAAGGUUAGAUAGUGAGGGUGGUUCUGGUUUGGGGGAUGGGAGCUUUGCUCAGCCUCCCUCUGGGCCUGGAGGAUGAGGAACAAAAAAGUCUAGAGCUAAAUCGUGAAACAGGAGUCAGAUUGGGAACAGCAGGAAGACCUGAAAAAAGGCAAACAGCAGAAUUCAAGCCUGGAGCCAGAGCUAGAUUGGUAUGUGGAACUGUGGCAAGAGCUUCACCUGGAGCAAGAGCUAGGUCAAGAUUUGAAUCUGCAUCAAUAUUCACACCUGGACUGGGUCCACAGUCGGGAUUCACAGGUGAUGCAGCAAUGGGAGCGGAAUUUGGAACCAGAUUGGGAGCUGGAUCCAAUCGAGGAAUUGAUGCCAGAGCAGAUGAUGGACUUGUAGCAGGACAGGAAGCUGGCUUCAAAUUUGGACUGCAAGCAGGAGUAGGACUUGGAACAGGAGUUAGGGUGCGGCCUGUGGUAUAUGCUGGAUUCCAGGCGGGAGCUGAACCUGGAGCAGGAGCUGGACUCCACCUCAGAACAGGAGUGGGACUUGGGUCUGAAUCUAUACUUGGAGUGGGAGCUGGAUUUGCCCUGGGUCCAGGAAUUGGAGCGAGAGCAGGCCGGAGGCAAGCCAGGGGUCGGGAACGGAGACCCUACAGCAGGAGGGUGUUCAGGAAUCGUACAUCAUACCUGAACCUGAGUGAGGAGCAGUGUGUGCAGAGACUGGGUUUCAGCAGGGAGGCUGUGACUGAACUGUGUCAGUUAGUCCAGGACCAACUCCAACCACGCACCAGAGCCUGGACUGCACUGCCUGUGGCUGUCAAGGUGACUGUGGCCCUAAAUUUCUAUACCACAGGGUCAUUUCAGGCAGCCAGUGGUCUCAUUAAUGACAUCACCCAGUACGCCAUCCACUGCUGCAUCAGGGAUGUAACAGAAGUGUUGUACUCAAAGAGGAACCAAUUCAUCAGCUUUCCCAUGGAGACAGAGAGCCAGGAAGAGCGGGCACUAGGUUUCUGUCGGAUAGCAGGCUUCCCUCGGGUACAGGGUGUACUGGACUGUGCACAUGUGGCCUUGCGUGCUCCGUAUGAUGACCCAGGUGUCUACGUUAACAGGAGGGGCUUCCAUUCUCUCAAGGUGCAACUGGUGUGUGACCACCAACAGCGUGUGAUGCAGGUCUGCUCCCGAUUUCCUGGUAGUUCUCGCCAUUCCUUCAUCCUGGAGCAUUCCUCUGUGCCACCACUCUUCCAACCUGAGCAGCAUGUAUUGGGCUGGCUACUGGGUGGUGCUAGUUAUCCUCUGACCAGCUGGAUAAUGACCCCCAUCAGGAAGGCCCACACCCUGUGUGAGCAGCGUUACAAUCAGAGCCAUGCUUCCACCCUGGCCACAGUCACACAGACCAUUGCACUCCUUAAGCGCAGGUUCCGCUGUCUGUCCAAAUCAGGAGGGAACCUGCAGUACAGCCCCGAACGUGUCUCCAAAUUCAUUGUUGUCUGCUGCAUGCUCCAUAACUUCGCCCUGCAAAGGGGACAGAUGUUGGCAGCAUCAGGGGAGAUGGACGUGUGGGAGGAAGAGGAGGAGCAGGUGGAUGAAGAUUCAUCAGAUCUCACUGCUGCCACUGCCCUUCGUCAGAAAAUCAUCGAAGAGGCCUUCAGCUAAAUACUGUCUUCCAUUUUGAGUGAAGAUCCAGUGAGCACUCUUGUUUGUUAAAGGGCCCCUGCAUAUCGGGGUCUCAAAGACCAAGAGCCUCAACUACUCCUAGGGUGUGAUUGACUAGGGACUGCUAGGUCAAAAGGCUUUGGACUCCCAGUGUCAUUUGACCAACAAUCAGACCAGGCCCAAGCCCAAGCCCAGCAAUUCUGGCUAUUCGGAAGAGGUGCAAGAAGGAUUAAACGAACUGAGCAGCAGUAUUCUGUAAAUUGUUAAAUUAUUUGGGAUUUAACAUCUGCUUAUGUGAUCUGAUGGUGAGAUGAUCAACAACUUUCUCAGAUUCUAGAUAUUGGAGCAAUAUACCUGGAACGCGGAAAAGUCCACUAAUAAGCAAAAGUCCUGGGCCUUUUCAGAGAAACCUGUGGUCUUAGAGCCAAGCAAAAAAAAAAUUCUUAGUUUGAAAUAAAAAUGUGUGUCAUGUAAUUGUUUGAUAAACUGUUCUUAGUGUGUUUAUUGUGCUCCCUGCCUUGCUUCAGUCAGUGAAAUAUUGAGUAAAUGGACAAUAUGAUAUACAAAUUCUGAGAAUGCAAGACAGACUAGAUGUAGUAGUUGUCUCUAUUAGCCACAGAGCUCCAGAACUAGAUGAGGGGCUAGUUUAUCAUUUACAGUUGAACUGAGGAGCAGUUUCUACACCCAGAGGGUUGUGAACAUAAAAACAUAGAAAUUAGAAGCAGGGGCCAUUCAGCCGCUCAAGCCUGCUCCAGCAAUCAAUAUGAUCAUGGCUGAUCAUCCACCACCAUACCCUGUUCCCAUUUUCCCUCUAUAUCCUUUGAUCCCAUUAGCACCAAGAACCAAGUCUAAGUACUUCUUGAAAUCAUACAACGUUUCGGCCUUGACCACUUUCUGUAGUCGUGAAUUCCACAGGCUCACCACUCUCUGGGUGAAGACAUUUCUCCUCACCUCAGCCCUAAAUGGUCUACUCCAUCUCCUUAGACUGUGACCCCUCGGUUCUGGACUCCCCUGUCAUUGGAAACAUCCUUCCUGUGUUUACCCCGUCUAGUCCUGUGAAGAGGUUAAUGGGUUUAAGGUUCCUCCCCUGCAAAAUAUUCUCAACUACAUUGAAUAUAAUUCCAAUCAAAUUAGUUGCCUUUCUGUCCCUGAAUGCUCAACCAGUCAGUAUUUUUAAGAGUGAAAACAAGAUGUUUGGGCUCUCAGCGAACCAAGGGAUAUGGUGUGUGGCAGGAAAAUGGAGCUGAGGUUAUGAAUUGAAUCUGAUUUUUAUCAAGACUGAACAAGUCCAAGGAUCCCUCUGGGUCUGUACAUAUUCUUCUCUACUGUUCUUAUUUGUACUGACAGAUUACUGGCCGAAUCUAUCCUAAAGAAAUGGAAUCUGACAGUAUCCAACUGUGUCACUUGGGCCUACAUGUGUGACAGUGGCUUUAAGAGAUGUAUUUUGGACAAUGUCAAAUUUUAGAGAAAGAUAGAGCGGAUGAGUUGGCUAGAUAGCAUUUGGAAGUAGCACAGCAUGUGACUGAACCAGAAACAAGACAAGAAACCAAAACAAUUGUAAUUUUGCUGGUGGAGAUCAAAUAUUAGUGUUAUUCCUAAUGCUAGGUGAACUGUUAAAGGCAAGGUUUUGUGGGCUUUAUUAAAUCAAAAGGAAAUUGAGUGUCGUGAACUAUUUGGUAAGAUCAUAGAAUAGGAAGAAAUCUCAAUGUGUUGUGAAUAUGCUCAAACGGUGUUUUGAUAGGGAAGGAAAACAAGAGGAGAAUACUGGUUACAAAACAGUGAAGAGCCUGGUUCAGAGGAUUCUGAAUUAGACACUCCUCAAUUUAAAUUGGACAAUGAGGAAGUUCUCAAAAAUUGGGAUAAAUUAUUGAGUUACCUUCUAGCAGAAAAUUGAAAUGUGCUAGAAGAUUUAUUACAACCACAUGGGAAGAUAUAUGGGUAUAAGCUAGGAAGUACCAAUUUAGUUACACAUGACAUAGAUAUAAGAAAUACUGUCAUGAUUUAACCCUCUAAAGUUGGCACACGUUCAAAAGGAGAUUUGAACGUAUGCUGAAAGACAUUAUAAUAGAAGUCAGUUGCAGUAAAUGGAGCUCACCUGUAAUACUUACAAAACCAGAUGGUACUUAGCAAUUAUCACAAAGUCAGUGAAGUUCCAAAAGCUGUUUCAUAUCCUUUCUCACUUUUGGAAUAUGUAUUGAGAAGGUGGGACAAACAACUUAUAAUUUCAAAUUUGGACUUAGAGGAUACUGACAGGUACCUUUAUUUAAAAAAGUGAAGGGUAUUCUGUCCUUUUUAAAACUGAAUGGGCUGUACCAUUUUAAAGUGAUGCUAUUUGGUAUGAAAAAUAUGCCAGCCUCAUUUCAAAUACCAACCAAUAAAGUCAUUUCGGAAUUACCCAAUUGUGUGGUGUACAUCAACGAUCUGGUGAUUUUCAGUCACACACAGAAAGAACAUUUGGAGCAUCUAUCAGAAUUAUUUGAUUGACUUUGGGAAGCAAGCUUGGUGAUAAACCUGGCUAAGAGUGAAUUUGUCAAAGCCCAAGUCAGGUUCCUGGGCCAUGUUAUUGGACAUGGACAGAUGGUCCCACAGAUUGUGAAAACAAUAGUAUUGGGGAGUUUCCCAUAACAUCAAUAAUGAUGGAAAGUCUACAAUUCCUGGGAAUGAAUUUUUAUUCUGUCGGCAGUUUGUACUGAAUUUUAGCAGUGUGGUUGGUCCACUCACUGUCUUGUUGAAGAAGUGCUGAAAAUUUUAGUGGACGGAGGAUUGUCAGUAGACAUUGACAGUCUGAAAGCUGUGUUAACCACUGCCCCAGUAUCAGCCACACCUAAUUACACAAAGCCAUUCAAGGUGACUAUUGAUGGGACUGUCGGUGCUACAAUCUCAUAAGAAAAUGAGAAGAUGAAAAGAUCUAUUGGGAAAUUUUUCCAGAAAAUUAAAUAAUCAACAGAAAUAUUCCAUGAUUGAGAAGGAGACCUUGAGCUUGGUGUUGACGUUAUAACAUUUCAAUGUUUAUAUUACCAGUAAUGUGUCUGUGAGAAUUGUAUAUACUGAACAUAAUCCAUUAAAAGUUUUGAGAAAAUUUGAGAAUUAAAAA